Molecule: messenger RNA, 4170 nt
Organism: Mercurialis annua (annual mercury)
Lineage: Eukaryota; Viridiplantae; Streptophyta; Magnoliopsida; Malpighiales; Euphorbiaceae
Product: putative pentatricopeptide repeat-containing protein At5g08490
Exons: 3
Coding region: 131-2710 (859 amino acids)
Biological process (GO): RNA modification
Cellular component (GO): intracellular membrane-bounded organelle
Molecular function (GO): protein binding; RNA binding
Source: RefSeq, a predicted model, not a curated record
UAAUAAGAUAUUUUAGUAUUUUAUUUUACUUUUAAGAACCAAUAAAAAAUACUUAUUGAAAUAUUUCUUUUGCAGGUAACAUGUUUGUAAAAAUGCCCAACCCAAAAUCCAACAUUCUCGGUAGUUAGCCAUGCAUAACUAUAAACAUGAUUACCAUCUGCUUGCAUCAAUUCUCAAAUCAUGUGCUUCACUCUCCGCCAUUAAACCAGGCAAAGCCCAUCAUGCUUCCAUUCUUAAAUUAGGCCUUAUUUCCUCCCAUUAUCUCACUAAAUCACUUCUUAACAUGUAUGCAAAAUGCGGUGCUUUUACCGAUUCCACCACCUUAUUUCGCGACUGCACUCAUGAUGAUCCUGUGUUUUGGAAUAUUCUAUUGUCUGGCUUUGCUGCCUCUCGUGAUCAUGAUCUUCAGACGUUAAGCUUGUUCAGUCGAAUGCUUGCUGACCAUCGAGUUAAGCCGAGUUCCGUUACGGCUGCCAUUGUUCUUCCUGUGUGCGCUCGCGUGCGAGAUAUUCAUGUUGGUAAAUGUUUGCAUUGUUAUCUGGUGAAAGCUGGAUUGGAGAUGGAUACGCUUGCUGGAAAUGCUCUGGUCUCUAUGUAUGCGAAAUGCGGGAUGGUUCGCUAUGAUGCAUAUGCUGCUUUUGAUAGCAUUUAUGACAAAGAUGUUGUCUCGUGGAAUGCUAUUAUUGCUGGGCUUUCUGAGAAUAAGCUGGUGGACAGUGCAUUGAGGUUGUUUUCUUUGAUGCCCAAAUGUUUAAUAAGACCAAAUCAUGCGACCAUCACUAACAUUCUGCCCCUUUUUGCUUCUUUGGGUUCUGAUACUGCAUACUUUUUUGGGAAGGAGAUUCACUGUUAUGCCCUUCGGCACUAUGAGUUGCUAGCUGAUGUCUCUGUCUGGAAUGCUAUGCUGAGCUUCUACUUGACGGUUGGACAUGUAAACGAAGCAGAAUUGUUGUUUAGAAGGAUGGGAAUGAGGGAUUUGAUUUCUUGGAAUGCUAUCAUUUCAGGAUAUGCGUCCAAUGGCAAGUGGUCAAAAUCUUUGGAAUUAUUUCAGGAAUUACUCUCUUUAGGAUCCAAUGCGCCAGACUCUGUCACUCUUCUCAGUAUUCUUCCAGCUUGUGCGCAACUUCAAAAUUUGAAGGUUGGUAGAGCAAUUCACGGUUAUGUUAUGAGACAUCUUUAUUUAUGUCAGGAUACAUCUGUUGGGAAUGCUUUGGUUAGUUUAUAUGCAAAAUGCGACAACUUAGAAGCAGCAUAUCAUACUUUUCUUAUGAUGCCUAGUAGAGAUUUGAUAUCAUGGAACUCAAUGCUUGAUGCCUUUAUAGAGGGUGGACAUAAUGCUCAAUUUUUGGAACUGUUACAGAGAAUGAAUUUGGAGGGAAUCAGGCCUGACUCCAUAACCGUUUUAACCAUACUUCACUUUUGUGCCAAUGUUAUAAUACCAUACAAGGCUAAAGAGACCCAUUGCUAUGCACUUAGGUGUGGCUUUUUACAGUCUGAUGCUGAGCCUACUACUAGAAAUGCAAUACUUGACACGUAUGCCAGGUGUGGUAAUAUUGAGUAUGCAUUUAAAAUUUUCCAAUGUUUAUCAGAGAAUAGGAAUUUGGUUACGUUCAACUCAAUGAUCUCAGGUUAUGUAAAUUGCGGGUUAUAUGAUGACGCGUGUGUGAUUUUUAAGAAGAUGCCUGCAUCUGAUUUAACUACUUGGAAUCUGAUGGUUCGAGGUUGUGUUGAAAAUGAUCGCGCUGAUCAGGCAUUUGAUCUUUUCCGCCAACUACAAGCCAGAGGAAUGAAGCCAGAUGCAGUUACAAUUAUGGGUCUCCUCCCAGCUUGUGCACAAAUGGCUGCAGUACUUUUGAUGAAAGAGUGUCAUGGAUAUGUGAUUAGAGCUUGUUUUGAUGAUGCCCGCUUGGAGGGAGCUCUUUUGGAUUUAUAUGCAAAAUGUGGUAGCAUAGGUUAUGCUUCAAAGCUUUUCCAAUCAAACCCAGAGAGAGAUCUAGUUACAUUUACUGCUAUGGUUGGUGGAUAUGCUAUGCAUGGUAUGGGAGAGGAAGCAAUCAGGAUUUUCUCCGAUAUGCUCGAAUCAGGAGUAAAGCCAGACCACAUCGUCAUCACUGCUGUUUUAUCAGCUUGCUGUCAUUCUGGCCUUGUGGAUGAAGGAUUGAAGAUAUUUUACUCGAUAGAGAAUGUCCACGGAAUGAGACCAACCAUGGAGCAGUACUGUUGUGUGGUGGAUCUCCUUGCUCGGGGAGGUCGAAUUGACGAUGCUUAUUCUUUAGUGACUGGAAUGCGCAUUCAAGCUAAUGCAAAUGUGUGGGGGGCAUUGUUAGGUGCCUGUAGGAUUUAUCAUGAGGUGGAAUUAGGGCAUACAGUUGCAAAGCAUCUAUUUAAAAUAGAAGCAAACAAUAUUGGGAACUACGUAGUUAUGUCAAACCUAUUUGCAGCAGAUGCAAGAUGGGAUAGAGUCAUGGAAAUAAGGAAACAAAUGAGGACAAGAGACCUUAAAAAGCCAGCAGGAUGCAGUUGGAUUGAAGUGGAGAAAAGAAAGAAUAUCUUUGUAGCUGGAGAUUUUUCUCACCCUCAGAGGAGCAAUAUUUAUACUUCAUUACAAACUUUGGAUUUUCAAAUUAAAGAGCCAUUUCAUUUACAUAAACUUCCAGAUACAACCUACAAUUCCACCACCCCUGGAGCAUGGAUGGAAUUGGCAAUCUAGAGUUGGUGCUGCUGCGCCAAAGGGCUCAGAAGGUGAUAUGAGAAAUGAUGAAGCUUUUGCUGCGGAAAGGAAAAUGGUGUUGAUGCCUUCGAUGAUUCAGAUGAUGAGCUUCUAAGUGAGGAUUAUGACUGUGAUGAUAUUGUAAAGAGUUCAGAAAGUUCUUCAAUAAGCAUUCACAAGGUUUGACAUGCUGUUGUUUUAAUGGGGAAGUCAAAGCUGAAAUUCGACAUUAAAUCUUACUUUGAAAUGGUAAGGGAUGAAAUUAACCGGAUGAGCGAGGAUAACCAGCAACUUGAAUAUUUGAAGAAUUGGGUUAUAAAGGAACAAAGGCGCACCAAGACAGUUGAAGAGUUUCUUGAAUAGUUUCUGACGAGCUGCGGAAGACAACAAAGGAAAACUGGAUCGUAAGACGGGGAACUCAAAUGCAUCAUGAACAGAGUCCGGAAGAGGCAAGACUUUCUCACCUCUAAAUGCACGUCAUAUAAUGUUAGGAAAGCUUUGGUGUAUAUUAGUAUUUGGCUUUCAGAGCAUCUAGCCUUAAUUAAAGAAUGCUGUCGAAUUAAUUCUGCCUCUCCCUUUGAAGUAUAACUAUAUUACUUUUCUGAAGCUGGAUUAGCAAGAGCAAUUUUUCAAGGAGCAACUAUGAUUCUUGAAGCAAGGAAUGCUAAGGAAUAGGAUUUUGAGAAGCUGCAACAGAAGGAAUGUGAGAAAGCAAACCAGCUAGGUGCAAGUCUAGCUAAUACUGAAGAAUAUAGAAGCCGGUAUAAGAUUGUUAACUUAUUGGAGUAGUGCAUGGAAGAUAUGUUACGUUUUUUCCUUUUUCUCUUUGGUGACUGUAGGGUAAAUAAAAAGGAAAAGUUCAUACAAAUUCAAGAGAAGGAAAUAGACGCUUAUGUGUCGCACAGGGGCGGGCUGAUCAAAGGCCAUGAGGUGAAGUUUUCUGACAUGAAGAAGCAGCAGCAGGAGGAAGAAUUGGAGCUGGAGAAACAUUUUGAUGCUGAAUUGGCAUCCUUGACGGAGAGGGGAUCCUUUUGUAUGUUUUUAGUUGUGAGGAUCAAGAAUACCAACUCAUGUGGCGCUCAUAAACUGCUGAGCAUCCACAAAGGAAAAAAGUACAUAGGACAAAUACUUCAUUGCAAGGUCAUCUUAUUCCCUGCUUAUGUCUCGCGACCUCGGAACCUCAACAUAGGAACCUUUCCACUUGUAUCAAUCUGGGGAGUAAGAAUGAUAAUAUCUAUCAGAAGGUGAAAUUGCAGAUUCAAGUAUUUAUAUGACUACCUCCAACAUAGAUGUAACAUCAACUGUUACUCGAGUUAAAAAAGAAGAAAGAAAAUAUGUACUGCAUAAUGCCAUUACUCUGGGAUUAAAAUGCAUCAGUUAAUUUUGUAAUUAAGAUUAGUACCUCUAUGUGCAUGGCUUUCCCUAUUUUCCAAAAUUCAAUGCAGCAACCAACUCCAGAA